AUGCACCACUUCACCCUUCUGGUUCGUUAUCCCCCUCCUUUAAUGUCUGCGAUCGACAAUGGAGAUGAUGGCCACCACUACUACUCCAUUUCUCACAUGGAUUACCAUAUCACUCAUCUCUCCUUUCCGCCACCGUCGCCGACCCACGUGCCGCCCGUCAACGAUACCCAUCUGAUCCUGCUCCUUCUUGGUUCAGUCCCAAAAGGGGGCGAAUUUGACUUAAACCAUUUUAAAGAUGGUAAAGCAGCAAAAAAGGAACGAAUCCUGAAAAGGGCUCAAGCUGAAUCUGAAGGAAAGACAGUUGAAGCCAAGAAGCCGAUGGUUGUCAAAUAUGGUCUUAAUCAUAUCACGUAUCUUAUCGAGCAGAACAAGGCUCAAUUGGUGAUCAUUGCUCAUGACGUAGACCCCAUUGAAUUGGUUGUCUGGCUUCCUGCUUUGUGCAGAAAGAUGGAAGGGUGCUACGUAUUCUCCCCUAUAGUGCAGUCCAACUAUUUGCUUAUGAGUCUUACAAGGGGGAAAGAUGGUGAGCUUUCUGUUAUUGGGAGAUUAGCUGCAGGUGCUUCUGCUGGAAUGACUUCCACUUUUGUGACAUAUCCAUUAGAUGUCCUUCGAUUACGAAUGGCAGUUGAUCCUGGAUAUCAAACAAUCACAAAUGUUGUUGUAAGGAUGCUAAAAGAGGAAGGAAUCGGAUCUUUCUACAGAGGACUUGUACCUUCUCUCAUUGGAAUAGCCCCUUAUGUUGCAGUCAAAUUUUGUGUGUUUGACUUGGUGAAAAAGUCUUUGCCAGAAAAGUUCAAAAACAAAACUGAAGCAUUACUAGUGACAGCUUUUGUAGCAGCCACUAUUGCCACUACAGUUUUGGAGGCUUUUCUAGGUAUUAUUGCUCAUGAUGGUGUUGCUGGAUUAUAUAGAGCAUUAGGCUCACAACCUUUGAUGCUUUGAAACGGUUGAUUUCAGCAAGUGAGAAAGAGUACCAAAGAAUCUUGGAGGAAAAUAGUAAUGAACAAAAGCAAGGUUCAUGUAGUUCCACAAGCUGAGUUAUUUAUUUAAUUUGUUGUAAAUCUUUUGGCCAUUAUAAUAUUUAUUGUGAAGGGAAAAUCUUGUUUGGGAACUGUAAGUAUUUUUACUUAAAUACCCUUUGAUUGUUUUGCUUGAGUUAACAUGUUUAUUGUGGAUGUUAUGCCAGAUUGUUCAUCAGAAAACUGCAGCAGCUCUGUGCUUGACUACAGUCAAGAAUGAAGAUAAGAUGGAGUUCAGCAGAAUCUUGGAAGUAGAAUGUCCUAAUAAGAAUUAAUUUUAAAAGUAUAAAUUAUAUUCUUUGAAAAAUUUGCUAGAUUGGGUUGAUGAAAACGAAUAGCUCUGGAGUUAGAAGAGGAAAAGAAAGCUCAAGCUGAAAGAGAUAAGAUGCUGCAAAUGCAAAUGUUGCAUUCUUCAUUUCAAUUGUUAGUAUGAAACACAGAGUAGAUUAGAUGAAUGCAAAUUUAUAUAUUGUAAGAAAUAGAAUUGUAUGACAUUAAAUUUUAUGCAAUGGAUUGUAUUUUUUGUAUAUG
This is a messenger RNA of Lactuca virosa, 1550 nucleotides long. NCBI's taxonomy places the organism in Eukaryota, Viridiplantae, Streptophyta, Magnoliopsida, Asterales, Asteraceae. The record is from the annotation of a GenBank genome assembly.